This is a messenger RNA of Podarcis muralis (Common wall lizard), 990 nucleotides long. RefSeq names its product leukotriene B4 receptor 1-like. Gene Ontology annotation, cellular component: external side of plasma membrane; membrane. Gene Ontology annotation, biological process: immune response; cell chemotaxis; G protein-coupled receptor signaling pathway. The record is from RefSeq and is a predicted model, not a curated record. Gene Ontology annotation, molecular function: C-C chemokine binding; C-C chemokine receptor activity. Lineage: Eukaryota; Metazoa; Chordata; Lepidosauria; Squamata; Lacertidae.
AUGGCUCUCAAUAGUUCUACAGAGACUGGAUUGAACAACACAGGGAUGGACACUUUGUGGGUGCAGCACACUUUGCUUCCAAACCUGAUUCUUAGUGCUUGCUUCCUGACUGGCAUACCUGGGAAUAGCUUUGUGCUCUGGAUCAUCCUAACCAAGUUUCCCCAGAGAUCAUUCACCAUUGCACUCAUCCUGAACUUAGCCAUGGCUGACUUAAUGGCAUUGCUUACAGUGCCAUUUUGGAUUUAUGACUUUGCGACCAGCUGGAACUUCGGAGAGGCUUCUUGCAAGCUCCUUGUGUACUUUAACUAUUUAACUAUGUACGCCAGUAUCUUUUUAAUCACCCUGAUGAGCCUGCAUCGCUUUGCUGUGGUGGUUCUUCCAGUUGCUUCCAAAAGGUGGCAGAGACCGCAUGUGGUAUACAUAACUUUCGUGGGAGUUUGGUUGUUAGCAGUUGCCUUUGCGUCUCCAACUCUGAUAUUCACAUCAAGCCAGAAUGUGGAAGGCGAUUGCUCAGAUGACGUGUAUGGGGCCCAAUGGCAGCAGAUUGUGGAUAACGUGGUGGAGACUUUGUUCAGCUUUGUGAUCCCCUUUGCUGUGAUCGCCAUCUGCUAUUCCUGCGUGGCAAGGAAGGUUGGGACUCUGAAAUUCCAUCAGAAGAUGAAGACCAAGAAGCUGAUUCUUGCUGUGGUUGGGGGCUUCUUUGUGUGCUGGCUCCCUUACCACAUCUUCAGCCUCCUCACCGUCUGCGCACUGUUGCUGCAAAGCACCUUCCCAGGUGUGGCAAAAACUCUGGAUCAUGCCGACAAGGUUGUCUCAAACAUUCACUGGGCUGUAGCCUUUUUAAGCAGCACUGUCAACCCCAUCCUGUAUGCCUUUGCUGCACAGAGUUUCCGUGGGGAGCUACAGGGGACCGGUUUUGCCAAGUUAUUUUUCAAGCUGCAUGAAGACACUGAUGAAACAUCUGCUAACACUACAACCACCAAGAGGUAG